UCCUCGUGUAACCGAUUCUCAAUGCCAGCCACCGGCUACGUCGUGCCCGACCUUGAUGACGGGCGGCCCGUGCGUCGCAAAGGCAGCAGCAACGCCCACGACCUCGUCGACGAGUCGACGCCGCUGUCGGCCUUGCGCCGCAAGCCGCCGCGUGGUCUUUGGAGUCCGGCCCACCGCUCCAACGGAGACAAGCCGGCGGACCCAGAAACGGCGUCAACGGUUGAUGACGAGGCGCCGAUGGCCAUCGAUCUGACCUCCAAGCCCUUGACCAACGAUGACCCCACGCCGAGUGACGACCCCGCAUCGACGCCCCAAGAGACCACAGACGCGCCAACAACGACGAUCCAUCCGACCACAGAAGCGCCAGAGCCAACGGAGCCCGCAACCGCUGCGCCGACGCUUCGUCCAACGGAAGCACACACACCGACCGAGACACUAUCGGCAACAACGCCACCGCCGGCACCGACGGCGUUGGCUACUUCGGUGGCGGCCUCGGUCGGCAGCAGCACAUCGACCCCACCACCACAGCCUUCCCUCCGCCGCCCUACACUCGGUAUCCCUUGCGAGACGUACAAAGUGGCAACGUAG
Messenger RNA from Saprolegnia parasitica CBS 223.65, 588 nucleotides. RefSeq lists its product as hypothetical. The transcript is spliced from 2 exons. NCBI's taxonomy places the organism in Eukaryota, Oomycota, Saprolegniomycetes, Saprolegniales, Saprolegniaceae. The coding region runs from base 22 to 588 and encodes 188 amino acids. The record is from RefSeq and is a predicted model, not a curated record.